UCCAUUCCUUAGUAACUGCAUGCCUUGACUAAAUCAACAUAUUAAUAGAUCAGAGCCACAACUCCCACCCUUCUCCUACUCCUCUUCUUUGCUAUUUUAUGGUGCUUUGUUUUCUAGCCCAGAAUAUAAAAGCUUAAAGAGAGUUCACAGAAACAACUAUAGUACAUCUUCACAUUUACAGAAACAUCUUCCCUUAUUCCAAUAAACUAACAACAACAAAAAAAAAAAAACCAAAAAAAUUAAAAAACAAAAAAAAUCCAAAAAAAAAAAAAUCAAUCAUGGGGACAUUAACGCAAAAUCGUGUGAUUGUUCGGCUGCUGCUUCUGCUGUGUGUUUGUCCCUGCAGUGUUCUCUCAGACGACACCGUGCCGGUUCCGGCCGAAAAAGCUAAGAUCGACAGCUGGUUCACCGAGAACGUUCAGCCCCUUUCUAGCCGGAAAGGGCUCGACCCCGCCCUGAUCAAGGCGGAGGCGGAGGCGCAGCAUUUAACGGUCGGAAAAGGCGGGAAAUUCAAAACCAUCACAGAAGCCAUCAAAUCCAUCCCCACUAAGAACACCAAACGCCAAAUCAUCACAAUCGCCGGCGGGAAUUACACGGAGAAGGUAAAAAUCGAGUACACGCAGCAUUUCAUUACCUUCUUCGCCGAUCCAAAGGACCGCCCGAACAUAAUCUUCGACGGCACAGCCGACAAAUACGGCACCGUUUACAGCGCGACGGUCCAAGUGGAGGCCGAUUACUUCUCCGCCGUGAACAUAAACUUCGUGAACUCCGCCCCGCGCCCCUCCGGCAAGAAGGAGAAAGAACAGGCCGUGGCUCUCACCGUGGGAGGCGACAAAGCCUCAUUCUACAACUGCAAAUUCUUCGGCUUCCAAGACACCUUAUGCGACAACCACAACAAGCACUUCUACAAGGACUGCUACAUCGAAGGCACCGUCGAUUUCGUGUUCGGCGACGCCAAAACGAUGUUCCUCAACACCGAGCUCCACGUCAUCGACGGUAACCGAAUGGCCAUGAUUUCCGCGCACGGGCGGAAAUCGGAGAAGGAGGACACGGGGUUCGCGUUCGUGCACUGUAAAGUCACGGGGACGGAUAAAGUGGCGGUGCUGGGGAGGGGGUGGUUUGAUUAUUCUAAGACGGUGUUUUUGUAUAAUGAAGUUAGUGAUGCGAUAAAACCGGAGGGGUGGUUGGGGUUGCACGCGAAUACGAAUGAGGGUGGGGGGUGUUACUUUGCGGAGUAUAAGAAUACGGGGAAAGGAGCGGACGCUAAAUCUCGGCCUAAGUUUGUGCAUAUGUUGACUGAUGCGGAGGCGAAGCCUUAUCUCUGUCUUAGCUAUAUUGAGGCGUCUAAGUGGUUGCUUCCCCCCAUCACCAAAGGAUAAAUUGCAGACUUCAUGCUCACACCACAUCAAAAACACAUGAAUAAUAUUGCCUAUGCAUGUGGAGAUGAUACAUACAUUUUUUUUUCUAGGAUAGGAUAGAGUGAUGGUCAUAGAUUUUUUUUUUUUGGGU
Messenger RNA from Ipomoea triloba (trilobed morning glory), 1509 nucleotides. Its product is annotated as pectinesterase 2-like. The record is from RefSeq and is a predicted model, not a curated record. Gene Ontology annotation, molecular function: pectinesterase activity. NCBI's taxonomy places the organism in Eukaryota, Viridiplantae, Streptophyta, Magnoliopsida, Solanales, Convolvulaceae. Gene Ontology annotation, biological process: cell wall modification. The transcript has a single exon. The coding region runs from base 279 to 1379 and encodes 366 amino acids.